Molecule: messenger RNA, 1629 nt
Organism: Thamnophis sirtalis
Lineage: Eukaryota; Metazoa; Chordata; Lepidosauria; Squamata; Natricidae
Source: RefSeq, a predicted model, not a curated record
GGUUCGGACAUUCCCCAAAGAAUCCCACCUGGGCCACGACACGGUUCGCGCCCUGAUGUACUACGCCUUGAAGGUGUGGAGUGACAUCACACCCCUGAAUUUCCACGAAGUGGCCGGCAACAAUGCGGACAUCCAGAUUGACUUCUCCAAAACCGAUCACAAUGAUGACUACCCCUUUGAUGGCCCUGGGGGCACGGUAGCCCAUGCGUUCUUCCCAGGAGAACAUCAUACUGCUGGAGACACUCACUUUGAUGAUGAUGAAUAUUGGACCUUCCGGUCAUCAGAUACCGACGGGAUGGAUCUGUUCGCUGUGGCAGUCCACGAAUUUGGCCAUGCCAUCGGCUUAACCCACAUCUCUGCCACCGAAUCAAUCAUGAGGCCGUACUACCAGGGACCUGUUGGAGACCCUUUGAAAUAUGAUUUGCCGUAUGAAGACAAAGUGCGGAUUUGGCAGUUGUACGGAGUCAGAGAAUCUGUGUCUCCGACGGCCAAGCCUGAAAUAUCGAACGCAGGUGACCAUCCCGUCCUCCCAGAUUUCCCUGAGAAUCGCUCCACUGUCCCGCAAGUAUUUUUGGAGACUUACUCGCAACAAGAAUUUGGUGUCCCUUCAGCCAGCUCAGAUCCAUCGUUUCUGGAAGGGAUUGCCUCUUAACUUGGACAGUGUGGACGCGGUAUACGAGAGGACCCAUGACCACAAGAUAGUCUUCUUCAAAGGAGACCGCUAUUGGGUGUUCAAAGACAACAAUGUUGAAGAAGGCUACCCUCGGCCCAUCUCGGAUUUUGGCUUGCCCCUAGGAGGCAUCGACGCAGCCUUCUCCUGGGCUCAGAACGACAGGACCUAUUUCUUCAAAGACCAUCUCUACUGGUGCUACGAUGACCACCAGCAGAGAAUGGAGGCGGGCUAUCCUUUAGAAAGCACGCUGUGGAAAGGCAUUCCCAGCCAGCUGGACGAUGCCACGCACUGGUCAGAUGGGGCCACCUACUUUUUCAAGGGCAAGGAGUAUUGGAAAGUUACGGACAGCAACCUGGAGUCUGAAUCAGGCUAUCCCCGCUCGAUCGCGAAAGACUGGCUGGUGUGCAGCGACAUGCAGGCCGAUGCGCCCGAGCCAGCCGAGCGCUCCAGGACCGGGGGCCGCUCCAAGCAGGGAUACCAUGACGAAAGCCGAUCGGAAAGCGAAGUCUGCUCUUGCACCUCCUCUUCCUCCGACCUCCCACCCUGCACCUCCCUCAGACUCUGCGGCGGCUUGCUCUUGCUCACUCUUUGGACAGCGGUAUUGGUGCACGGACCUCUAUGACCCAAGGGUGUCGCUUCAGACUGCAGCAAUUCAGGGGCGCCAACAGACGCUGGGGGGAGGAACCAAUGACCUCCUAGGUCUCCCCGCUGCAGCGGUGUUCCGAAAGCAACAUCUAACAUUCUUAGCAAUGUGAUGUGGAAUUAGUUUCAGAUUCUCCAUGAGAAGCAAAAGAGCAUUUUUCAUGAUCCUGAUGAAUUAGUAUUGUCAUCCUGAUUUCCUUCGGUUGGCUGAGAUGGGUUGACGGUUCCCAUUUUUAUUUUAUUUUGUUUUUAUUUUAUUCUUUUUUUAAAACUCACUUGCUUUUCACGCCAGACUUCGCAGGUUUUCUCACAUC